Bemisia tabaci is the source of this 6694-nucleotide messenger RNA. RefSeq names its product diaphanous related formin 1 (gene dia). The record is from RefSeq and is a predicted model, not a curated record. Gene Ontology annotation, biological process: actin filament polymerization; actin cytoskeleton organization. Gene Ontology annotation, molecular function: small GTPase binding; actin binding. NCBI's taxonomy places the organism in Eukaryota, Metazoa, Arthropoda, Insecta, Hemiptera, Aleyrodidae. Gene Ontology annotation, cellular component: actin filament.
AACAAAAUUCCUGAAAGCUAUAAAAUUUUAGGGAACCAAGAUUGUUGAACUUUGAAGUGUAAUCCGUACCGAGUUUAUACAGUUUUGUCCAUUCCGCAUCGUCAUUUCCAUUAUAAUUCUUACUCCUUGUGAUUCUUAGCUUCUAAUUCAAAUUUUUACGUGCGUCAUCCAUCACAAUUUUGUGUUUGCUUUGUCAAUAAUGAAGUAUCAAGGUGUUGUCUCCUACUUGUCAAGAAUUCAUGUCAUCGGCGCUGGCUCUGUGUCAAUUUGAAAGUUUUUGUUUAUGAACAGUACAAUGUAUUCAAUCUUUGAGUUACCAGUUCUCUCGUCCAAAUGACACUUGUAGGUAUGCUGAGAAAGAACAAGUGAGGAGUUAUUCAAUCUUUGAAGAUUUUAAACAUCACUAUGUCUCGUCCAGAUAAGAUGAAAUCUGGAGGCUUCUUGGACCAGCUGUUUGGCAGGCCCAAGAAAGGGUCGGGGAGAAUUCCUGGAGCUCCUAUACCAAGACCCAACUCUGAUUCUGAUUUCAAUGAACUGGAGGAACAGGAAUUUUUCAUCGAACAUUUAGAUGACAUCGCUCUCAAUGAUAAAUUUGAAGACAUGCUCAAUGAUAUGAACCUAUCAGAAGAAAAAAAGGAGCCUUUGAGGUGUCAACCAAUGAUGAACAAGAAAAAAAUGCUCAUAAUGCAUUACAAAGGAACCAUUCAUCAAGAUAACAGGAAUAAGUUUGACAAACCUGCUGAGUACAUCCAGUACCUGAGUCAACCGGACCUGAGUGUCAAUAAAAUUUACGGUUGCAUCGAGUCUUUGCGGAUCGCCCUCACAAAUAAUCCAUUGAGCUGGGUCAACGAAUUCGGGACCUCAGGACUGAAAACUGUCCUUUCGAUUUUAAACGAGUGUUACCGCAACGAUAGUAGAUAUGAUCGCAUUGAGUAUGAGUGUGUGCGAUGUUUAAGAGCGAUAAUGAACAACACUGUUGGCUUGAAGCAAAUGUUCAGUCAAAAGCAAGCUCUCACUAUUGUGGCAAGGUCUCUUGAGCCCACAAAACCUCCUGUUAUGCUUGAAACGGUGAAAGUACUCGCGGCUGUUUGUUUGAUCCCUCCAGACGGGCAUGAAAAAGCGCUGGAAGCUAUCACCAUGAGUGGUGAGAUGAAAGGUCGCACCAGAUUCCAGCCUGUCGUACAGGGCCUUCUUGUUACGGAGAAUGAACCUUUGCGGGCUGCUUGUUUGCAACUAAUCAAUGCCAUCAUAGAAACCCCAGACGAUCUAGAAUUUAGGCUACAUUUAAGAAAUGAAAUUAUGCGAGCUGGACUCUGUGAUAUUUUAGAGACUUUAGAAAAAGAUGCCAGUGAAGAUUUAAUGGUCCAGCUAAAAGUCUUCAUUGACCAUAAGGAAGAAGAUUACUACGAAUUUAUACAAAGGUUUGACAAUGUAAGGCUUGACAUCGACGACAUCAACGAGUGUUUCGAAGGAGUCAAGAACAUUGUGAUGGACACGACUGCAGAGCCAUAUCUUCUCUCAAUUUUGCAGCAUUUUUUAUUUAUCAGGGAUGAUUGUUAUAUCAGGCCGGCGUACUAUAAGUUAAUAGAAGAAUGUGUUUCUCAAAUUGUCUUACAUCGAAGUGGCGUUGAUCCAGAUUUCAAAUCAAAUAGAAGAUUCCAGAUAGAUGUUCAACCCUUGAUAGAUACUUUAGUUGAAAAAUCGAAGAUAGAAGAAGAAAGAAAAUUAGAUGAGUUAAAUAGGAAAUUAGAAGAAGCAAUUGCCAUGCGGCAAGAAGCUGAAGCCAAAUUAGUUCAAGCCGAAAAAACGAUCAGUGAUAUGCAAGCAGGUGGCGCAAAAGUUCCCAAAGGACCAAGUUUACCACCUCCACCUCCAGGUAUAGCGAAUGCAGGGAUGCCGCCUCCUCCUCCUCCACCGCCCAUCCCUGGCAUGGGCGGAGGUCCUCCCCCUCCACCUCCGCCCCCAGGGCCAGGUAUGGGUCCACCACCACCCCCCAUGCCAGGCAUGGGUCCGGGCCCCCCUCCUCCCCCACCACCCCCAGGCAUGGGUCCACCACCUCCUCCAGCUUUCGGUGGGCUACCAAGUAUGGCACCGAAACUCCCGGAUGCCUUGCCGUAUGGGCUCAAACCGAAGAAGAAGUGGGAGGUGGAAGGAAUAAAACGAGCUAAUUGGAAAACGAUCAUACCUCAGAAACUAUCGGAAAAGUCAUUUUGGGUCAAAGUGCAGGAAGAAAAAUUAGCAUCACCUGAAAUUCUGAAUGGACUCGCUCAAAAAUUCUCUUCCAAACCAAACAUAAAGAAACAAAAUGAAGUAGUUGACAAGGGCGCAACAAUGAAGAAAGUGAAAGAGUACAAAGUUCUGGAUGCCAAGGCAGCACAAAACCUUAGUAUCAUGUUAGGUGGUUCGCUGAAGCAUCUAUCGUACCAGAAUGUGAAAAAUUGUAUACUAAGAUGUGAUACUACCGUUUUAACUGGCAGCGUACUAGAGCAACUCAUAGCGUACUUGCCUCCUCCUGAUCAGCUUCGAAGGUUGCAGGAACUAGGCCCCUCGCAGUACAACUCUUUACCAGAAGCUGAACAGUUUUGUAUAACGAUAGGAGAAAUUAAACGCUUACUACCCAGGCUCAAGUCAAUGGCUUUCAAAUUGCAUCAUCCGGAGAUGGUCCAAGAUAUCAAACCUGAAAUUGUUGCUGGAACUGCAGCCUGCGAAGAGGUCAAGAAAAGUCGAAAGUUUGCCAAAAUACUAGAAUUAAUUUUACUAAUGGGAAAUUAUAUGAAUAGUGGAUCAAGAAAUGGUCAAGCUUUCGCUUUCGAGAUGAGCUUUCUACCUAAGCUAUCUGCUACGAAAGAUAUAGAAAAUAAAACUACGCUUCUACAUUAUUUAGUCGAUACAAUAGAAAGGAAGUUCCCAGAACUCCUCAAUUUCAAUGAAGAGCUAGCGCACAUAGACAGAGCUGCUCGGGUCUCAACAGACACAAUCCAAAAAUAUCUUCGGCAAAUGGAUGCAAACUGUCGUAAUUUGGAAACAGAUUUGAGCAAUUGUAAAAUGCCUCAAUGCGACGAUGAUAAAUUCAUUGAAGUUAUGGCACCGUUCGCCAAAGAAGCCUCGGAACAGUGUGCAUUACUCAAAAAUAUGCUUUGCAACAUGGAAACUUUGUAUGCGGAUUUAGCAGAAUUCUAUGCCUUUGAUAAGCAGAAAUACCCAUUGGAAGAAUUCUUCACUGACUUAAAAACUUUCAAGGAUGCCUUUAUGCAAGCGCAUAAAGAAAACUUGAAAAUCAAGGAAGCAGAAGAAAAGAGUAGAAGGGCAAGGGAGGCAAGAGAAAAGACUGAAAUGGAAAGGCAUGAAAGAGCAGCAAGGAAGAAAGCACUGAUCGACAUGAACGCAGGUACACAAGAAGGUGUCAUGGACAGCUUGUUAGAGGCGUUGCAAUCCGGAACUGCAUUCACGAGGGAGCAGCGAAGGAAGAGGAAUGUCCCUAGACCUGCAGGAGCUGAAAGACGAGCUCAGCUGAACCGCAGUAGAUCCAGGACGGGCUUAGUCGGCAGGGAGUUGAGCAGUGAAAUUUACGGAAACUGAGGAUGGAAAUGGGAAGAGGAACAUCCUCUUUAGCAAGUUUGAUGAGUAAAUUAAAUUUUUACUUUCAUUUGCGAUGAAUCGGCCUUGAAGAUUUCAUUAGGAGUAAAAUAAUUUUUCAAUCUUGUGAUACUCACACGUCUAACUUUGACUGCUGCCAAAUGUGCCGACCUUCGCCUUCACUCUGUUCCCAUUGGUCUCGUAAGUUUUUAGACUGUAAGAUUUGCCUUGUGGCGUUUUCACAUUCCUCUUAAAUAGCAUUUCUUUUUAGAUCAGUUGUUAAUAUGAAAAGAGAUGUUUUGGCUUUUUUUAUUUACCAUUUCUUCUGGCACAAUGCCAUUAGGAUCAAAAAAAGGGACAUCAUUUUUUUCGCUUCCAUUCCAUACAUUUGUAUAUUCAAUGAUGGAAUGUACUGAUACGGUUUCAGAUAGGGGCUUUUUGAUCAUUGUCUCUUCCGAAAUAGCAGUAUCACCAUUAGCAUUGAUGAUAUCCUAAGGAAUAAACGCUUUCCUAUGCCAUUACUGUCUCGGUUGGAAGUUUCUCCUUCAAUUGUUUGAAGUACUCAACAUUGAAAAGCUUGUGAAGCUUUUGAUUGGCCAAGAUAUGCACGAACUAAGAAUGUUAUUAAAAAAACAUUUCCUGCCAUGUGAGCUAAAAAAUUAAUAUAAGGUCCCCAAAGAAACCUAUGCAGGUUUGAUGAUGUAAAAUAGCAUCGUGUCACCAUUAUCCAAACAGAAUUAAGAUUCACACUUUUUUUCACAUCCAAGUGACGUUAUCUAUCAAAUAAGUGCUAUGUACUCAAAUUAUCUGCAAGUGUUGUCAAGGGAGAAUAUUAGGUCUUGUAUCUUGUUGCAUUUCAUUGUAUGGAAAAUUUGUCAGCUCAACGAACAGACAUGCAAAAGGCUUAAUUCUGGGUUACAUUCAUGCCUACAAUUUCUAAAGUUAGUGAUUAUUACAGGCAAGUGAUACCUUCACUCUGUAUUUUAUGAAAAAAUGAGAACUUCAGAUAACUUGAGUUGGUCACCAAGUAGUAGCCUUUUGAGCUUACCGAUUAAACGAUAAUUGAGAGAAUUCGUUGGAGGUUGAAGUGGUCUUCAUGAACAGGGUGUCUAUUGGUCUGAACAACUGGGGAAACUGGGCAUUGGCAGAGAAUUCCAUCAAGUCAGGGAAAAGUCAGGGAAUUUCAUGCAAAAGCAUAGAAAGUUGAUAAAUCUGAUUAUUUGAACUCUGAAAACACAUCGGCUGUCCUCACAAUCAAACUUAUUUGAACUGAACUACUUAGGGGCUCAAUGCUAUGAGUUUCUCUCUAAACAGUAAACAGAAUAAUAAGUUUCAAUAAGAAAUUGCAACCAUAGUUAAUUAAAUUAUUCUUAUUCUUAAAAAAACGAAAAAAGUCUACAUAUUACUGCAAUUUUCAGUGAAAGCAAUGCCAAAAAUUGUUCAUUUUCAGUUUUCUGCAUGAAAAUUGUCGAUGUGAAAAGUCAGGGUAUUUUCAUAAGUUUGGUCAAAGGAAACCUGGAAAAUAAGAAUUAAAGAAAAUAAGAGAAUUUUUUCCUCCAGAAUCUGUAGACACCCUGAUGCUUCUUGUUGGGUCCAUCGUUUUAUAAAACCUCAAAUGGGCUACUAGAUUAGGUACGAAUAAAUAUACUACAUCACUUAUUUUCUCUGCAAAAGUUAACGCAAAAUACCAAUGCACAUGCUGAUUCAAUCAUUAACGUCAGUAGUUUCCCAAAAUUCAAACACUGCUGUUUAAAAUACAGAAUUAGGACUGCUGAAGUUGAAAUUUGCUAAGCUGAGACAUGGCAGAAAUGUUAGUCGGGUAAGUUGGGGCCUUUUCAUGCACUUGUGUCGUAUCAUUUUAUUGCCUUUAAACACCUCCCUCCCUUCCAAUGUAUCUUUUACAGCUCUUCCCUUGACUUCCUUAGAACCUAGAGGUUUUCUUUUCAUGAAGUGUCAUAAUUGUCUGUUGACUAUGAACUUUUCAUCGAGGAAGACAUCGAGACUUCUUUUUAUCAAGAAAACUAUAUAUUUAUGUUUAUGAAACUUUUUACACAAUUUGUUAAGUAACACUCUUUUGAGUGGAUGGACGGACUCAUUUGCUCCAUAAGCCUUUUAAAAUAGGCGCUUUUCCCUUUAUUUCGAAGGUUAGUAUUUUUGUAGACUCAAACGGAGAUUAUACAUUUUGUAAAUCAUUAUUUAUUAAAUUGACACCAGUCGAAAAUUCAUCGUUAUUUUUAAUUAUUUACACAUUGAGCUACACCAAUGGUUCUGCUGCAAACUUUUACUAGAGCGAAAUAAAGAGUUGCUUGCAUUUUAUGUGUUAACAGGGUGUGUAGUCUUGUGUUUAAAAUUGUGUUCAAGGAGGAGAAUGAAAAGAUUCCUCAAAAAAAGUUACAACUUUUUAUCAAUUUUUAUACAUUUAAUUUUUCCUACAAUUUGUGGGACACUUUGAGAGAAUCUUUAUUUUUCUAAGACAUUUUUCAUUUUCCAUAUUCUGUACGAAUUUUGAGCUUUGAUGAAUUUUUUUUUUUUUUUUUUUUUGAAUGGUAACUGAAGUGUCUUCAUCUUUUCUUCCUUCUUUUUUACACCACAAUAUCAGGUUCAAAUUAAUUUCAACGCAAAAUGUUGGAAGUUUGACAUGUAAGUGUCAUUUUGUUUCAAUACUCGCUUUUUAAGUGAGCUUAGUACCUCUGUAAUUAUUUAUUAAUUCCCUUUGAACGAGCCAGGAACUUUGUUUAUCGUGUUAUUAUUGUUUCUCUCUCUUGUUCUAAUGCUGUCUAGUUGUUAUUAAGUACGAAUUUAUCAAUUCACAAAGUUUAUAAACUGUAAAUGUGCUGUUAUUUCUGUUAGGCAUUGUUCCAAUUGUAUUUAUAAAUCAGAUAGCCCGGAAAACCUAGAAAUUGUGAUGUACAUACUUUUACCUAUACAUUGCAUGUUGAUCAUGCAAACUAAAAGAAGCAAGAAUUAUUUUUAUAAAUUAAAUGUUUAAGUUAAUGACUUAGAUAUGCACCAAGUCUGGAUAUUGCCUUCCGAGCCAAACCUCGUCAUACUUUUAUAAUUAUUGUUAUUAUUACUUUUGAUUAAUAAUUUAUUAAAUCCUUAGUCAUUACUCAUCGCA